AUGUCGCUGAAGGAAAUCGACACCACAUCUGUUCCUGAUACCGAGAACUGGACAGCAUAUACGCCGCCAAGUAGUAUCGCCGCCACUUCAAAGGAAUGCAGUGCUUUCGAACCACCGUGGCCUGGCUCGACAUACAUAAUUCGCUCCGUAUCAACAGGAAAGGUGGUGGCAUUCCGGAAAGGGCAAAUAGUUUUGAGCAAAGGAGACGGGAAUGCCGGCAUCUGCUGGGAGUGCGUCGACGAUAAUGGCUGGUUGGGUUUUCGGGAUCCUGCAUCGUACAGGUUGUUGGGAUACGGCGAAAAUCAUGAAAUUCGUUGCGAAGCAACGGAACACAAGAUAUGGGAGCAUUUUUGUGUAAGACAGAAGCCAGGAGGUGGAUAUCUCUUGAUGAUGACAGAAUAUGACGACUGGAAAAAUGCCGCAUGGCAGGGCCUUCGUCCAUUGGGAAUAAAGAUAGAUGAUGGACUUGAGAAGCUGGUGAAGGUUACGGGCUGGGAAGACAAAUCGGCCGUGUGGGAGUUUAUCAAGGUGUGA
Messenger RNA from Dothidotthia symphoricarpi CBS 119687, 534 nucleotides. RefSeq lists its product as uncharacterized. The record is from RefSeq and is a predicted model, not a curated record. Bases 1 to 534 code for a protein of 177 amino acids. Lineage: Eukaryota; Fungi; Ascomycota; Dothideomycetes; Pleosporales; Dothidotthiaceae. The transcript has a single exon.